Messenger RNA from Anopheles stephensi (Asian malaria mosquito), 8735 nucleotides. RefSeq names its product la-related protein 1 (gene larp). The record is from RefSeq and is a predicted model, not a curated record. The transcript is spliced from 8 exons. Gene Ontology annotation, molecular function: RNA cap binding. Lineage: Eukaryota; Metazoa; Arthropoda; Insecta; Diptera; Culicidae. Bases 636 to 6701 code for a protein of 2021 amino acids. Gene Ontology annotation, cellular component: cytoplasmic stress granule; cytosol. Gene Ontology annotation, biological process: mRNA stabilization; positive regulation of translation.
UUAACCGUGGCAUGUAAACACCGCUUGGUGUUCACGCUGACAGCUGACGUUAACCUUAAAAAAAUCAUUGGGAUCUGCUCCGCACGAAAACGUGGUUUCGUGAAAGAAACAAAAUAUUUAUCCGUGAAUAAAAUCGUGUACCCUGCCGACUAGUUCGCCGCGUGGCAUGCAGUUUCACGAUCGUUAGCGCAAAGCUGCGUCCGAACAUGGAAUACACCGCGUUAGCCUAGCCCGGCUGUGACGGCGAAGAAGCAGGCGUCGACGGCAAGACCGGCAAGAUAGGAUUUUCUUUAUGAACAUUUUGUUUUUAAUAAUAUUUUGGUUGGUGUGACCUGUGAAAAGUGGCGUGCGAAAACAAGGGUUGUCGUAGAAGCUGAGCUUGUUUGGGGCACGAUCUUGACAGUGUAGCUUUCGGGGGUUUGGGAAUUGGAUCAAGUUCGUUCAGUGUGUAGUGUAGUGUUGUGUGUCAUUGGCUAUAGUUCCGCUUGUUUAGAAAGUGCUUGUGCAUGCGGAAACCGGCGAACAGAGUGUGAAGCGCUUGCUAAACAUCAAACACAACCAUCAGGAGGACGUCUGCGCUUAUCGGCCGCGAAAGCUACUCCCGCAGAUCGGCAGUAAUCGUAGCGAGCAUAAGCAUGGCCUCUACGCAGGUAUCACAUGGAUCCAGUGUUACUAGCAAUACGGCGAAUAAUAACAAUAACAACAACAACAACAACAACACCCCCAGCAGCUCUUCUUACGCCAACGUGCUGUUGAACUUGAAGGAGCAGGGCAAAGAUUCAUCGAACCAGACUGACAACAAUAAGGAAAACAUUGGCAGUGAGCGAGCAAGUGGCGCCCAGAACAGCGGCAAAGGCAAACCUAUCGUCGGACCGCCGGUAGCGAAAGAAGCGAUGAUGCUUGGUUCUGCGACGUCCGCCUCUACCGCCCCCACUGCCACAAGUACUUCAUCCACCGGGUCAGCACCCACCACCGCCUCGAUGGUGGUGGACGGAGCAAAGGACGCGCUCAACAACGAGCUGGACUCCAAAAGUACACUCGACGAUUUGGAAGACGAUGCCAACUUUGUCCCAGUCGUGUCGCACCACAAGCGCGAUCGUAAAGCAAAAGCGGCUGCGGCAGCCGCUGCCGCCGCGGCUGCUGCUGCUGGUGGUUCCGUCGCCAGUAUAUCGAGCUCGAAAUCGGCCGGAGAGAAAACUUCCGGAGCUGGAGCUGCUAGAGGGUCUGGUGGUAGACGCUCUGCGGCUCCAGGGACGCAGACGCACAGCAAGCAGCAGGGCAAGGUGACAAAUGAGCGUGGCCCAGAUGAAAGGGGAUCAUAUCGGAAGGAUUUUGGAAAGAGGAAAUCGAGCGAUCGCAGCCGCAUCCAUACCGGCGGCACCGUCGGCGAAGGGUCGAAGGACGAAAAGGUACACGAUGCAUCGAAGGAGGAAGGAGGUGCCGGUGGUGGUAGUGCCGCUGGUGGUGGCGCUGGCCCGUCUAACAAACAGCAACAAUCAACGGUUGGCACCGGCGGCGGCGGCGGUGGUGGUUCAUCGUCAGGCACAACCGGAACACCAUCCGACGAGGAAGAUCGUGCUAAAGAGGAUGGCAAGAAGUUUGUUGAAGCGCCACUUCCGAAGGUGAACGCAUGGAAGGUCACCCCGUCCGUAGAACCGGCACCAAUUCCAUCGAACGAAACACGUGUUCAGAGUAAAUCGAAUUCUAACACGGUGCGUGGAGCAACCGCACCAGCACCAGCAGCAGCAGCAGCAGCAGCCCCUUCAAGCUCUACAGCUACAGCUACUACUGGUGCCGUGAGCACAACCAGCACAGCUGCAGCUGGAGAAAAGACAGAGGCUGUAAGCGUGGCUGGAUCCAAUGAAAAACGCGUUGCACAGACCAAACAGCCAACCAAAGCUCAAGGAAAUGGCAACAACAAAGCAACGUCCAACGAUCCAAAUGGUAGCAAACCGACAGCUUCAUCUGGUGGCAAGUCCGAUAAGAAACGCAAUAACGCAAAGGCGGCAGACUUCACUGCCAACAGUGGCGAUUGGCCCACAUUAGGCGAGAAAAAGGUGACACCGGCUGAAGGUUCGAAGAAAGCAGCAGCAUCGAGUGAAACUGUAUUAGAAAAACAUAACUCGGGAGCAAAGGUGCCGGGCUCAUCAUCGGCCACCCAGCAAAAAUCGACAGAACCGCCGACCGUUGUCUCUUCUACCCAAUCUCCCAAAAAGCAACAAUCCUUAGAUAUCGCCGCUUCGGAAAGUGUUUCAAGUUCUGCAAAGAACUCGUCGACGAACAACAACAACAACAGUAGCAACGUCGUUAAAGAUAAUGCUACCAAAACCGCUGAAGUGAUUCCGUCUCGUACCACUGCCAAGUCUCAGAAUCAGCACGGUUCGAAAGCGUCCGGAGAUGAUGGUGCCGGAGGUAAGAAACAGGCAAACAGUGCUGCAUCUCAAGUGCAGCCGUCAGCAGCGUCAAGCUCUGCCACGAAGUCACAAACGGAUACUGCCGAUCCCGCCACCACUGUAGUGGAACAAGCUUCACAAAGUCGGCCACAUAGCCGAGGACGAGGAACGGCAACUGAAGCGGAUGCUAAUGGAACGAACGCAACAACCAGCAACAGCAACGCCAAUACCACCACCCGGAAAGGCCCCAAGCCGAAAUGGGUUCCGUUAGAGAUUGAACUGCCAAAAACAAGGGAAAGACGUGCGCGUACGCCCCGGCACAGACGAUACGACGACUAUGAUGAGGGAAGUUGGCAACAGCAACAGGAAUCGUCCGGACAACAACAGCAGGCCCAAUCACAGCACACUCACUCACAGCAGCCACAGCAGCAUCCGCCGCAACAACAAUCACAGCCACAGCAGUCGCAGCAACCACAGCAGUCGCAGCAACCACAGCAGCAGCAGCAGCAGCAACAACAACAACCAGCACAUCAACCACACCAGCCACCGCAGCACCGCGGCGGAAACUCGGUGUCGGGUCGCAUAAACAGAGGGCGAAGUACGCGGGGAGGAGGUGGUCCACCUGCUUACCGCGGCGGACGGGGCAGUGGUCGCCUAUCUGCCGGGCGUGGUGGCAUCAACUUCGGCUAUCGACGAGGCGGAGGUCCCAUGCGCGCGGGAGGCAAUCGUCACAUGAACGACAGGAAUAUGUCCGCUGCCGUUGCGGGGGGUGUCGAGAAUGGUGUCGGCGUGAUGCCGGUAGGAACGGGACAAGAUUUCCAAGACUUCACUGCGAUGAACAAGAUCGGUUCGGACCAGGCGGCGUUCAUCAUGCCUUAUUUGAGUACGUUCUAUUACAACGGUGCACCACUGAUAGGAAUGGACCAGCUGAGCAUUAAGGAGUGUAUCAAGAAGCAAAUUGAAUAUUACUUCAGCGAGGAAAAUUUAAAUCGCGACUUUUACCUGCGACGGAAGAUGGACCCCGAAGGAUUUCUCCCGGUGACAUUGAUUGCCUCGUUCCACCGAGUGCAAGCACUCACCGACGAUAUUGAUAUGAUCAUCGAAGCAAUCAAAGAAUCGGAAAAGCUAGAAUUGAUCGAAGAUUAUAAGGUGCGCACACGUGUGAAUCCUACGAUGUGGCCAAUCGAUCAUUCGGUAGCGAUCGUCAAUGGGGCAAUCAAUUUCAGCACGGCUUUAAACGAGCAACAGCAGCAGCAGCACCACCCAGCGCUGCAAGCUCGAACUACGCUGGGCGAGCAAAAACCAUCGGAGGAGAAACCGGGCGCAGAAGGACAGCAGGAGCAGCAGCAGCAGGAGCAGCAGCAGCAACAGCAGCAGCAGCAGCAAGCUGCCGAGGCUGUUGCAGCUGUGCCGAUAUCGGUUUCGAUCGCUGGCGAUAGUUCCGAUGUGGCUGCCGUGCCGCAGUUGCAGGUGGCUUCUAAAAUUCUUUCUAGUAUUCCACCGCCCCCAUUACCUAGAAAUAUUCGCAAUCCCGUAAGUAAAACAAGCAAAACGGUGCCGCUGCUGAUACCCUCAGUAAAUGUGGCGCCGAUGGUGAAACCUUGCUUCGUGAAGGAGGUUGCAGCGAAAGCAGCCAACAAGGCUCCGUUGACGAGUAACGCACUUAAUCCUGCUGCCCCGGCCGCUGAAAGUGGCAAAGCGGCAGAGGAAAACUUAAAUCCAGACGUGCCGGAGUUUGUGCCGGGCGCUGCACUAGUGGCGGAUAAACCGCAGCGAAACAAACCAAGUGAGAAAAAGCAACCAAACCCAAGCAGCCAGCAGCAGCAGCAGCAGGGUGGUGGUAAAAAGGGCGCCAACAAAGCAGGAUCUGGUCAGGCGGUAGUUGGUAGUGGUGAGGAGAAAGAGAGCAAGCGUGUUGCUGCUGCGUGCGACGCAAAACCUGUGGACGAUCCGAAAUCGCAACCCGAGGAGGAAAACAGCGAACAGCAGCAGCAGCAGCAGCAGCAGCAGCCGGCGGAGGCCACCUUGUGGAAGGAGGUCAAGAGAAGAUCUCGGUCGAGUCAAUCUCACACCCAGCAAGCGCCGGCUCAACCCCAGCCGCAACCACCCAAACAAUCGCAGCAGACAAAAAACAGUAGCGCUACCAGCAGUGUUAGUGGGCCUUUGGCUAGCGACAUUGCUGGUAGCAAGAGAGCUGGAUCGGUGGAACAGCUUACGAAGCAAUCAUCCCCGCAAGUUGUGCCUCACGCAGGCAACACAUCGCAACAAUCGGCCCCGGACGGCAACGCGAGCAGCGGUGCGGCGCCAAGCGUGUUAGCGCCGGCAGCCGCGAGCGCUGCUUCCGCUACGGAAGAGCGCGAAGAGCUGGACUUUCAGUUUGACGAGGAGCUGGAUAUUCCGCGGACGUGCGGCGGCCGUGUGAACCACUUCACCGACAACUGGUCCGAGGAUGACGAUGAGUCGGAUUACGAAAUACCCGACAACGAAAUCAAUAAGCUGCUGAUCGUAACGCAAGUGACCCAUCGAUUGCCGAAACACGACGGUUACGAUCGCACCGGGGACUUUACGACCCGCACGAAAAUCACACAGGACCUGGAACGCAUCAUCAACGAUGGGCUAUACAACUACGAGGAGGAUCUGCUAACGAACAAGAGCGAUGGGCGUCGUUCCGGCGGCUACCAUAACUAUCGCACGGUGAACCUUAUUACGCAGGAAGAAUACGAUAAGAUAGUAACGAAGGCACCGAAGCUGGCGGCGCCGGAAGCAGCACCGCCAGCAGUGCCGGUGCCCCCGAGCGUAACGAUUCUAUCGCCGCCCUCACCGGAUCCGGUGCCAUCAUCGGCGCUCGAUGAUAGCACCCUGGUUGACGAGCAUUCGCUGCUGGAUGCAAGCGGUCUGAACAUGAGCACCACUUCCACCGGCAACCGUCACAAGGCACGGUUCUACGCCGUCAACAAGGAUGAGUUUGUCGAUCCGAUCACGCCCCGUAAACGCAAAACGCGCCAUCUCACCAACCCUCCCGUGGAGAGUCAUGUCGGUUGGGUGCUGGAUGCGGUCGAGCAUCGGCCUCGCACGACCAGCAUCGGCAGCUCGGCCGGCACAAGCCCGACGGCCUCCAGCUACGGCUCGCUGCCGCACAGCUUACCAGUCUUUCAGCAUCCGUCCCACGCGCUGCUGAAGGAGAACGGGUUCACGCAGCAGGUGUAUCACAAGUACCACAGCCGGUGUCUGAAGGAGCGCAAGCGGAUGGGCCCCGGUCAGUCGCAGGAGAUGAACACUCUGUUCCGGUUCUGGUCGUUCUUUUUGCGCGAGAACUUCAACAAGAACAUGUACAACGAGUUCCGGCAGCUAGCGAUCGAGGAUGCGGCGGAAGGGUUCCGUUACGGGCUGGAAUGUUUGUUUAGAUUUUAUUCGUACGGUUUGGAGAAGAAAUUCCGAACGCAGCUGUACGAAGAUUUCCAACAGGAGACCGUGUCGGACUACGAGAAUGGUCAGUUGUAUGGACUGGAGAAAUUUUGGGCCUUCCAAAAGUACUAUAAAAACGCUUCCAAGCUUUCGAUAAGCCCCAAGCUGAAGGAAUAUCUGGACAAGUUCAAGUCGAUCGAAGAUUUCCGCGUGCUGGAACCGCAGAUCAAUGAAAUGCUGGAAGGAGUUGGUAAUUUGAAGCCGUGCCUAGCCAAACGCCGUCCUCGCAGUGUUUCCGAAAGUGAGGGCGUCGCUGUGGUGGUGGGUUCUGCGCCGGGGCCGUCUCACGCCGGAGCUCACCCUUACCAGGCCGGUGGCAGCCGUCGUGGGGGUGGUGGUGGUGGUGGUGGUGGAGGUGGCAGUGGAGCGGGUUCGUCAAGCCACAGUAAUACCGGACAUUACACAACCCGUAAUCGAUGCGAUUCGGCGGGUAACAAAACAGUGGAAGGAUCUAACAGACUGCGCACCCGUGCCGGUUCCUUCGGUGAUUCAACGCAGGUAAUGCGCCGCAGGAGUGGUUCGGCCGGCAACCGUGUGGUGCGCACGUUCAACAACCCAGGUAGCCAUCGGUCCCUUGCCUUUCUCACCCGCUCCUCGAUGCAACCGUCCACGUCCGGUGGCGCAGGUAGCAACAGUAACAUCAGCAAACAUCAGCAGCAACCCCAGUAUGGUGCUGGUGCCAACAAAAUGAAACCGUAUAAAUCAGUUCAAAUAAGCUACAACGCAAACAGCAGUGGAAACAGUGCCGGUGACAGUAGUGGUGCAGCAGCGGGACCUUCAGCCGACGCUGCAAAAAGCAGCGCUAGCAGCAAAUCGAAUGACAGCAGCAAUGUUCAUAACUAAAAGGGGGCAGGGCAGCAAAGCAUUGCAUGCGGGGAUAACAGUCAAGCUUUUUUGGUCGGUCGCGAAAGUCACUGCAGCAGAGCAGAGUGAGAAUGUGAUUAUUUCUCAAAAAGGCGUGCGGCGAAGAAUAUGCUCAUCACGAGCAGAUUAGCCGCGCCCGUAUUUCCAUCCAAGAUCUGCCCCGCAAACGGGGGUAAUUCUGGGCAUGGGGAAUCCUGUUUCAAACUCCUGUUGUGGUGUGCGUGCUUUUGUAGCGCAAAUGUGCAACACCGAUUGCGACAUAUACAAUACAUGCGGUAAGUUCCAACUACAAAAGGUCAUUAUUAUUUUGUGGCCCCUUAUACCCCCCCCCCCCCCCCCUCCUACCCAGCCUUUACACCAUUUUGCGAUUUAAAUGGUCAAUUGAUAAAUGUUCCUAGCAAACUCACAUUAACAAGCUAAUUAACAAGGGAAAGCAAUUAUUGAAAAAAUGGUCGCAAGAGAGAGAAUGUGUGUGCAUUUUAAUAUGUUGCCGCACAUUAUCGUCAAGCCCACAAGUGUCGCAGAAGUCAAGGCAAGUGGUAAUACACAACCAUCGAGGUUCGAGAUCAGCAUCUACGUACGUGUAAAGUACUUUAUACUCUCGCAGUAUCAUCGCUUGCGUUGUGCCCAUAAAAUGCGUUUUUUGUAAAUGGACCUGCAGUAGUAGAAGUACACUUACAUAGGUGUCGAGUAGAUUCAUUCGAGAAUUGCUAACAGCAGCAUAACCGAUUCCGGGAACAUCUGGGAGGCUACCUCUACCAGCGCAUGUAUUAUAUACUAAGCGGUUUUCUUACUAAACUCUAUCCCCCCCCCCUAUGCUAGAGCCGGCGGCUAAUUACCGCCCUUGCCUGCCAGUACAGUGUGUGGUAAACUGUACAUUGCUGGGCUGUCAUCCGACCAUACUUAUUUGUGGUAGAUUUUGUUUGUGUUCCGUUCUUUCAAGUGCACAGUUUGCAAAUAAUGAUGGAUUCUAGCAGCAAAAGUAAAUGCAAACCGGUGUUCUCUUUAUCACGUGGAAGAGAGAAAGCAAGCGAAUUGUGUCCGACUAAAACAAACAACCUAUCCCACUAAAGCACAUUGCACAGCGAUUAUCCAGCACCGUUUUUUGUAUGCUCUGAGAGAGCAGUAUUGCUUGCUCGAUCGAUUUGUUGGAGGUGUGCUGUAAAACCCCGCUCAUAAUUUAUACGGUUAGAUGUUGGCGGUGGGUCGGACAAGGAGUAGAAAAGGGAGUGGUGGAUCAUAGACGACGAACGACGACGCGUACAUAAUAUUACUACGGAUGCGCGUAAAAUCCGCGUAUUUGCUGAGUGAACUACUAACAGAUGACUCUUGUUUUAGUAGCUGUUUUUGCUAUGUUUUCUCUCCCCCCCACCCCACCCCUUUGCUUUCACCCUUCGGUGCCUCCUCCCUAUGCUUAAUCUUUAUGUUUGAUUCUUGGUCAUUUGUGUUAAGCGCGAGUGGGAUACGUAUAUAAUUUUUUUCUUUCGUUUCUAUUUGCUAUAAUUGGUGUUUUUCAACCGUGGAUCUAUAUCGUGUUUUGAUCGUUAAAAAUUCUUUCUUUUUUCUUUAGUUUACGUUUAUUACCUUCUUUUUUGUUUGUUUGUUCUCUGUGGGAUUAUUGAAUUUAAUAUUCGAUGAACGAAGUUACUAGAAGUGUAAGUGGAAUGACUAAGAGAAACAAACUACACAGACACACACAUAGACACACAGACAGAAACAACUUCUUAGUGCGUAGGCGCAGUAAGUAAAAUAGGAGAAAAAAAGCAAAAAAACUAAAAUAAACAAAAAAAGCUAAAUAAUGAUGAUGAUGGAAAGCGAAAUUAAACAAAACAACAAAAAAAAAAUUGUCGAAAAAUCGUUGCUAGCUACAAAUAGAUUCGGAUUAUAAACGGUAAACAAAACAAUUGCUGAGCCGCAAUUAAUUAAACCUAUAAAUAUAUAUAUAUAAACCAAUAACUGUAAAUAUUAUACUUUAUAUCAGUCAGUUUACAUAAAAAAUAAUUUGUAAGAUGA